AUGCCAAGCAGUCACACAGAAUACAGCCCUAUCCCAACUUCCGACAAUAACGGUGCAGAGGCAGGUCCAUCGCGCACCCCGCCAGCAACAUGUGCCAUCGUCUCGUCCCCUCUUCAAUCAUCCCCUCUUCAAUCAGCCCCGCUCUCGUUUCGAGAUGAACCAUAUACCGUCGAACUAUCUGAAAAGGCCUCGGAUCGAGAUGCUUUUCUACCGAUUCAUCAUCACACAGAUGGGCCAAGGAGGAAGCAGGCUGGUUUAACAGGCUUGGUCGAGUUUGUAAAACGAGGCAAAACAGUGAUUCUACUCUCGAUAUGUCUUUUGCUCGCGAUGAUGCUGCUUCUCCAAGAUAAACCUGCACCCGCUGUUACUCGCACCCCCAAUAACACCGGUAGCCUUGGUUCGAGCAAUCUCAUCAGGCCAAACUCGCCAAAGAAGGGAUAUAGGCUGGAGGACGAUCUGGUACUCAUCACUAAAGUCGGUUCGGCAACUCUUCACUCUCGUCUUCUAACACAUCUCGCCGAACAACGGGUUUGUUCACUAUACAUACCCAACCAUCUCUACUCGUCCGACUAUCCACUAACGCUUGCCUCACACAACAUUACAUUUUUCGACGCACUCUCCAACCUAUCCAGCACGAUAACCUCUACCCAAGAAUUCUCCCAACUCCAUUCGGAACUCACUGCGUUGAUCAGCUCGAAUCAAGAUCUGCGUGCCAUGUCGGACAAAGAUGGAGGUUGGAAGCUGGAUAAGUACAAGUUUCUUCCGACUUUUGCCCAAGCCUGGAGGAUGUGGCCUGGGAAGAAAUGGUAUGUGAUGGUUGAAGCGGAUACGUUUCUUUUCUAUAACGAGCUUGUCAAGUGGUUGGCUGGAUUGGAUGAAAGGAAACAGUUGAUGAUUGGUCAUCCGAGCUGGUGUGAUUACGAUGGCAAGAGUACAGUGUUUACGCAUGGUGGAAGUGGCAUUGUCUUGUCCAAAGCCAUUAUGCAGGCCAGUUUUGGCAGUGAUGAGGAUUUCGAACAUCAUCAAGAUGAGCUGAUCCUGAAAAGCGCUUUUGGUGACGCCCUCCUAUCCAAGUCCCUAUACGAUGCUCCCAAGGUUACUCUGACAGAGUUAAGCCCCGAGGGAGGACAAAGAUUCAACAGCGAUCCACCUCGAAUAUUGAAGUUCGACAGAAGAAACUGGUGCGAACCCAUCCUGACCUUGCAUCACGUUACACCAGCCGACACUGCGCAUCUUUACGACUUCCAACGUCGAAUCGAACCAAGGCUGCAAAAAGGCGACACGAUACGAUGGGGAGACAUCUGGGACGAGUUCCAACCCGAAUUCCUCCGUAAAGCGAUGCAAGAUGUUGCCAGAUGGGACCAAGACAACAAGCUCAGCGAAGGCGAGCCUGAGGUGGGUGAGGUGGCAGUCAAGGGUUGGCAGGCCAUCGAAAAUUGGGAUUCAGAGACCUGGGAUGAGGUCACAAGCUCUGCGAACGAGUGUCAGAAGCUGUGUAGGAUGAAUCAGGACUGUUUGCUUUGGCAGUGGAGCAAGGGCCAAGGCCAACGACCCAACGGAAAGAGCGGGCAGACUUGGACAGGCGAUAGAAGGAGCGACGGUGGUGACUGGGGUAAAUGCCGCUACACCUCGGAUUUCUUGCGUAUCGGCAUCGCUAAGCCAAAAGAAACGCAUCUGCUUACUGGUUGGAUGGCAACUCGUAUCGAUCGUUGGCGUCGCGAUCUCGAGUGUAGCGGACGUACGGGACUCAAUACCUAUUAG
Ustilago hordei is the source of this 1761-nucleotide messenger RNA. RefSeq lists its product as uncharacterized. NCBI's taxonomy places the organism in Eukaryota, Fungi, Basidiomycota, Ustilaginomycetes, Ustilaginales, Ustilaginaceae. The coding region runs from base 1 to 1761 and encodes 586 amino acids. Gene Ontology annotation, cellular component: membrane. The record is from RefSeq and is a predicted model, not a curated record. The transcript has a single exon. Gene Ontology annotation, molecular function: glycosyltransferase activity.